This is a messenger RNA of Penicilliopsis zonata CBS 506.65, 1968 nucleotides long. RefSeq lists its product as hypothetical. Bases 417 to 1925 code for a protein of 502 amino acids. Lineage: Eukaryota; Fungi; Ascomycota; Eurotiomycetes; Eurotiales; Aspergillaceae. The transcript is spliced from 5 exons. The record is from RefSeq and is a predicted model, not a curated record.
AAUAUGGCUGCCUAGAGUUAUCUAGCUAAUUAAUUGUGGUUGCAUAUAUCUAAUCGGUCUUCCCAUUUUGAUAGCCUCGAGAGCAAAAAUCAACCAUGUCGGAUCUGUUUGCCCUGGCGGGAGACUUCUCCUGGAGCAGCGUACGUCCAUCGCCCAGUAAAUUGACCACACAGACUGACUGACUGUCCAACUGACUGGAAUUACUCUAGAUAACCCCCUCGCCAGUCCUGAACUUCGUCCCUUGUUUUGACGAGUUCCAAUGCGGCCGACUCCAGGUCCCGUUGAACUGGACAGAUGAUGGCGAUGCCAAAGUCACGGUCGCUGUCAUUAAACUGGCGGCACAGGUAGAUGUCAAUGAUGAGCGGUAUGGGGGGGCUAUCAUCACCAAUCCUGGCGGUCCGGCUGGCUCGGGAGUUAUGCAAGUACUGCAAGAUGGGAAACGGAUCCAGAAGAUCGUGGACACGGUGAAUGGCGACUCGCAACGUUUCUUCGAUAUCGUCUCCUUCGAUCCCCGUGGCGUGGGCAACACUCUGCCCCGGAUGCAAUGCUUUCCAGACUCCUUGACAGAUUACGUCUGGAACCAGCAGUUGCUCACGGAGGGCAUCGUGACCAGCUCCAGACAGGCUUAUGAUAAUCUCUGGGCGCGGAGCAAGGCACUGUCAGCAGCGUGUGCAAAGGAUGAUUCCGGGAUCGCGUCCUUCAUGGAUACCUGGAGUGUGGCGAACGAUAUGCGGGCGAUUGCGCGUCAAUUGCACGGUACGGAAGACAAUGCUCAUCUGCAAUACUGGGGAUUUUCGUACGGCACCAUCAUCGGAUCCGCGUUUGCCACGCACUUCCCGGAUGAAGUUGACCGCAUGGUUCUCGACGGAGUGGUCUAUGGCCCGGCCUGGCACGCAGGUGAGAAUGCCCAAUUCCUCCGCGACGCGGACGAGGUCUUCGAGCGGUUCUUCGACUACUGUCUGGCAACGGAUUGUGAGUUUGCAGCUGGCCUGGAGAAAUUAAACGAUAGUCUGUAUUGCCAAAGUAUGGGUUUUCUGGAUCGCAUCAAACGGUUUUUCGAGAAGUGUCUGGAUACGGGCUGUUCGUUCGACAGCCCAGGUCACAGUGACUCAGAGUAUCUCGGAUAUCGACUGCAUGAUCUUCUCCAUCGCCUCAGACAAGACCCUCUGCCGGUGGCUGGGCCAAACGGGCCAGCCACGGUGACGUACGCCGAUGUCAAACGACUGAUCAGCCAGUCUGUCUAUGCUCCCCGCGACAUGUUCCCGAUCCUGGCGACUAUUCUUGCCGACCUGAACAAGGGGAACGGCAGCAGUCUGGUCGAAUUCCAGACGGCAGUGCUUCAAGAGACUCGCCCAGCUCGGUGUCUCAUGCCGGAAUGUCGGGCAGACGCCGUCUGUACCGAGACCUGUCGGAUGAUAGACGAUUAUCGUUCAGAAGUCACGUCAGCAGUCAUGUGUCUGGAUAUAAACAGAAAUCAUGGACUUACGGGCAUUUCCAAAGAAGAAUUCCGCCAGCAGCAUGUCCAGCCCAUCAUGUCAGCCAGCAUGUGGGUCGGCGAUACCAUGACGGGUAUCGAAGUGCUUCUGCCCUGCUUGCACAGGGAUAUGCCUCCUGUCCUCCCCUUCGAUGGCCCGAUUGGAGGGAAAACGGCAACGCCUAUUCUUCUAAUCGGAAACACGCUGGAUCCGGCGACUCCGCUCGCAAGUGCCCAUCAAACGUCCCAGUUAUUCGAGGGCUCCGUUGUUUUGGAACAAAAAUCGGAAGGACACUGCUCGUAUACGGCACCGUCAAACUGCACCGAGAAGCAUGUCCGGGCGUAUUUCAACCGAGGGGUUCUUCCCAAGAAGGGGGCGAAAUGCGAGGUCGAUGAGGAACUGUUUCCUCGAUCGAAUAAAUGGCUGUUUGGGAAGAAGAAGGAACUGUGAGGGGAUAGUUUAUACCGGCAGAGACACAGCUAUAUCCAAUACA